AUGGAUGUGAAAGAACGCAGACCUUAUUGCUCCCUGACAAAGAGCAGAAGAGACAAGGAAAGGCGUUAUACAAAUUCUUCCACAGAAAAUGAAGAAUGCAGAGUGCCUACUCAGAAGUCCUACAGUUCAAGUGAAACAUUGAAAGCUUUUGAUCAUGAUUCUUCCAGACUCUUGUAUGGAAAUCGGGUAAAAGAUUUAGUCCCCAGGGAAUCUGAUGAAUAUACCAGACAAGGCCAGAAUUUUACCCUAAGACAGUUAGGAGUUUGUGAACCUGCGACUCGAAGAGGACUGGCAUUUUGUGCUGAAAUGGGGCUUCCCCACAGAGGUUACUCUAUCAGUGCAGGGUCAGAUGCUGACACUGAAAAUGAAGGAGUGAUGUCUCCAGAGCAUGCCAUGAGACUAUGGGGCAGGGGGGUCAAAUCAGGCCGCAGCUCCUGUCUCUCAAGUCGUUCCAACUCAGCUCUUACUUUAACUGAUACAGAGCAUGAAAACAAGUCUGACAGUGAGACUGAGCAACCUCCAAAUAACCAAGGCCAGUCGACCCUGCAACCUUUGCCACCUUCUCACAAGCAGCAUUCAGCACAGAAUCACCCAUCUAUCACCUCCCUUAACAGAAAUUCACUGACAAAUAGGAGGAACCAGAGUCCGGCCCCGCCGGCUGCUUUGCCCGCCGAGCUGCAAACCACACCCGAGUCGGUCCAGCUGCAGGACAGCUGGGUCCUUGGCAGUAAUGUGCCACUGGAAAGCAGGCAUUUCCUAUUCAAAACAGGAACAGGGACAACACCACUGUUCAGUACUGCAACACCGGGUUACACAAUGGCAUCUGGCUCAGUUUAUUCCCCUCCUACACGACCACUACCUAGGAACACCUUAUCAAGAAGUGCUUUUAAAUUUAAGAAGUCUUCAAAGUACUGUAGCUGGAAAUGUACAGCACUCUGUGCUGUUGGGGUGUCUGUGCUUCUGGCAAUACUACUGUCUUAUUUUAUAGCAAUGCAUCUAUUUGGCCUCAACUGGCAGUUACAACAGACUGAAAAUGACACGUUUGAAAAUGGAAAAGUGAAUUCUGAGACUGUGCCAACACACACUGUAUCAUUACCUUCUGGUGAAAAUGGUAAAUUAGGAUUUGCACAGGAAAAUAACACUAUAGAUUCUGGAGAACUUGAUAUAGGUCGAAGAGCAACACAAGAUGUUCCACCUGGGAUCUUCUGGCGGUCACAAGUCUUUAUUGAUCAACCACAGUUUCUAAAAUUCAAUAUCUCCCUUCAGAAAGAUGCUUUGAUUGGAGUAUAUGGCCGAAAAGGUUUACCGCCUUCACAUACACAAUAUGAUUUUGUAGAACUUUUGGAUGGGAGCCGAUUGAUUGCAAAGGAGCAGCGUAACCUUCUUGAGACAGAGAGAGCAGGCAGACAGACAAGAUCUGUUAGCCUUCAUGAAGCGGGGUUCAUUCAGUAUUUGGAUGCUGGGAUCUGGCACCUGGCUUUUUACAACGAUGGAAAAAAUGCAGAGCAAGUGUCUUUUAAUACAAUUGUUAUAGAGUCUGUGGUUGAAUGCCCUCGAAAUUGCCAUGGAAACGGAGAAUGUGUUUCAGGAUCAUGCCAUUGUUUUGCUGGCUUUCUUGGCCCCGAUUGUUCAAGAGCAGCCUGCCCAGUAUUGUGUAGUGGCAAUGGGCAGUACUCCAAAGGACGUUGCUUAUGCUAUAGUGGUUGGAAGGGUACUGAGUGUGAUGUGCCUACCACCCAGUGCAUUGACCCUCAAUGUGGAGGUCGUGGGAUUUGUAUUAUGGGCUCUUGUGCCUGCAACUCUGGAUACAAAGGAGAAAACUGUGAAGAAGCUGAUUGUUUAGAUCCAGUCUGUUCAAAUCAUGGUGUAUGUAUCCAUGGAGAAUGUCACUGUAAUCCAGGUUGGGGUGGUAACAACUGUGAAAUACUGAAGACACUGUGUCCGGACCAGUGCUCUGGCCAUGGCACGUAUCUACAAGAAAGUGGCACUUGUAAUUGUGAUCCUAAUUGGACUGGCCCUGAUUGCUCUAAUGAAAUCUGCUCUGUAGACUGCGGUGCUCAUGGUGUCUGCAUGGGUGGAACGUGUCGAUGUGAAGAAGGUUGGGCUGGAGCAUCUUGCAAUCAAAGAGCAUGCCAUCCUCGGUGUGCUGAACAUGGAACCUGUAAAGAUGGGAAAUGUGAAUGCAGCCAAGGCUGGAAUGGCGAGCACUGCACAAUUGAGGGAUGCCCUGGCCUGUGUAAUAGCAAUGGAAGAUGUACUCUUGACCAAAAUGGCUGGCAUUGUGUUUGUCAGCCUGGAUGGAGGGGAGCAGGAUGUGAUGUCGCCAUGGAAACUUUAUGUACUGACAGCAAGGACAAUGAAGGAGAUGGAUUAGUUGACUGCAUGGAUCCUGACUGCUGUUUGCAGAGUUCCUGCCAAAACCAGCCUUUCUGUCGAGGAUUGCCUGACCCACAAGAUAUUAUUAGCCAAAGUCAGCAAUCACCAUCUCAGCAAGCUGCUAAAUCCUUUUAUGAUCGGAUUGGUUUUCUUAUAGGACCAGAAAGCACACAUGUUAUUCCUGGGGAAAGCCCAUUCAAUAAGAGUCUUGCAUCUGUUAUAAGAGGUCAAGUAUUAACAGCAGAUGGAACACCACUAAUUGGAGUUAAUGUCUCCUUUUUACAUUAUCCUGACUUUGGUUAUACGAUCACUCGUCAAGAUGGAAUGUUUGACUUGGUGGCAAAUGGUGGUGCAUCAUUAACUUUAGUAUUUGAACGAUCACCAUUCCUUACUCAGUACCAUACAGUCUGGAUUCCAUGGAACGUCUUCUAUGUCAUGGACACCCUUGUCAUGAAGAAGGAGGAGAAUGACAUUCCUAGCUGCGAUCUGAGUGGAUUUGUGAAACCAAAUCCCGUAAUUGUAUCAUCACCUUUAUCUACUUUGUUCAGGAUCUCUCCCGAAGACAGCACUAUUAUUCCUGAGACACAGGUGCUCCAUGAAGAAACUGCAAUACCAGGAACUGAUCUGAAAUUGUCAUACUUAAGCUCCCGAGCGGCGGGGUAUAAAUCUGUACUUAAGAUCACAAUGACACAGUCUGUGAUACCAUUUAAUUUAAUGAAAGUUCAUCUCAUGGUGGCAGUAGUAGGAAGACUUUUCCAAAAAUGGUUCCCUGCAUCCCCAAAUUUGGCUUAUACAUUUAUAUGGGAUAAAACUGAUGCAUAUAAUCAAAAGGUCUAUGGUUUAUCUGAAGCUGUUGUAUCUGUUGGUUAUGAAUAUGAAUCUUGUUUGGAUCUAACAUUGUGGGAAAAACGGACAGCCAUUCUACAAGGUUAUGAACUGGAUGCCUCCAACAUGGGUGGAUGGACACUGGACAAACACCAUGUAUUAGAUGUUCAAAAUGGAAUCCUGUAUAAAGGCAAUGGGGAAAAUCAGUUUAUCUCUCAGCAACCACCUGUUGUUAGUAGUAUAAUGGGUAAUGGCCGACGGCGCAGCAUUUCUUGCCCAAGUUGCAAUGGUCAAGCAGAUGGCAAUAAACUCUUGGCUCCAGUUGCCCUAGCUUGUGGAAUUGAUGGAAGCCUGUAUGUAGGAGAUUUCAACUAUGUUCGACGGAUAUUCCCAUCUGGAAAUGUAACAAGUGUACUUGAACUAAGCAGUAAUCCCGCUCACAGAUACUAUCUUGCAACUGAUCCAGUCACAGGAGAAUUGUAUGUUUCUGAUACAAAUACAAGACGGAUUUAUCGUCCAAAAUCACUUACAGGAGCAAAAGAUCUGACAAAAAAUGCUGAUGUAGUAGCAGGGACUGGAGAACAGUGCCUUCCAUUUGAUGAAGCACGAUGUGGCGAUGGUGGCAAGGCUGUAGAAGCUACUCUGAUGAGUCCGAAAGGAGUGGCAGUAGAUAAGAAUGGAUUAAUCUAUUUUGUUGAUGGGACUAUGAUCAGGAAAGUGGACCAAAAUGGAAUAAUAUCAACAUUACUUGGUUCAAAUGAUCUGACUUCCGCGCGACCAUUAACAUGUGACACCAGCAUGCAUAUCAGCCAGGUACGUCUGGAGUGGCCAACAGAUUUAGCUAUCAACCCAAUGGAUAACUCCAUAUAUGUGCUGGAUAACAAUGUAGUGCUUCAAAUUACAGAAAAUCGGCAAGUCCGUAUAGCUGCUGGAAGGCCAAUGCACUGCCAGGUCCCUGGAGUGGAAUAUACAGUUGGAAAACAUGCAGUACAAACUACCUUAGAAUCAGCCACGGCUAUUGCUUUAUCUUAUAAUGGGGUGCUUUACAUUACGGAAACAGAUGAAAAAAAGAUAAACAGAAUAAGGCAAGUAACAACUGAUGGAGAAAUCUCAUUAGUUGCUGGAAUACCUUCUGAAUGUGACUGCAAAAAUGAUGUUAACUGUGACUGCUAUCAAAAUGGUGAUGGCUAUGCUAAAGAUGCCAAACUCAGUGCCCCUUCUUCCUUAGCUGUAUCACCUGACGGAACACUGUAUAUUGCAGACCUUGGAAAUAUUCGAAUAAGAGCUGUGUCAAAGAACAAACCAUUGCUGAAUUCCAUGAACUUUUAUGAAGUUGCUUCUCCAACUGAUCAGGAGCUCUAUAUCUUUGAUGUCAAUGGCACUCAUCAGUACACAAUGAAUUUAGUCACAGGAGACUAUCUGUACAAUUUUAGCUACAGUAAUGACAAUGAUAUAACUGCAGUUACUGACAGCAAUGGAAAUACCCUUCGUAUUAGGCGUGACCCCAAUCGGAUGCCAGUAAGAGUAGUAUCUCCGGACAAUCAAGUCAUCUGGUUAACCAUAGGAACCAACGGUUGCUUAAAAAAUAUGAUAGCACAAGGACAGGAACUAGUCUUGUUCACAUAUCAUGGCAACAGUGGACUCCUAGCAACUAGAAGUGAUGAAAUUGGAUGGACGACAUUUUUUGACUAUGACAGUGAAGGCAGAUUGACCAAUGUCACAUUUCCAACUGGAGUGGUCACUAAUCUACAUGGAGAAAUGGAAAGGGCUAUUACUGUAGACAUUGAAUCAUCUAGCAGAGAGGAUGAUGUCAGCAUCACUUCAAAUUUAUCCUCAAUUGAUUCUUUCUAUACAAUGGUCCAAGAUCAGUUAAGAAAUAGCUACCAGAUUGGAUAUGAUGGGUCUCUCAGAAUCAUCUAUGCCAGUGGUCUGGAUACACACUACCAAACAGAACCACAUGUUUUAGCAGGUACAGCCAAUCCAACUGUAGCAAAAAGAAAUAUGACUCUUCCUGGAGAAAAUGGACAGAAUUUAGUGGAGUGGAGAUUUCGAAAAGAACAAGCACAAGGCAAAGUGAAUGUGUUUGGCCGUAAGCUCAGAGUUAAUGGUAGGAACCUCCUUUCAGUUGACUUUGAUCGGACUUCAAAGACAGAGAAGAUUUAUGAUGAUCACCGAAAAUUUCUACUGAGAAUCGUCUAUGAUACUUCAGGACAUCCAACACUCUGGUUCCCAAGCAGCAAGCUUAUGGCUGUCAAUGUUACCUAUUCAUCUACAGGUCAAAUUGGUAGCAUCCAACGAGGCACAACUAGUGAAAAAGUAGAUUAUGAUGGACAGGGAAGGAUUGUAUCUAGAGUAUUUGCUGAUGGUAAAACAUGGAGUUACACGUAUCUUGAAAAGUCAAUGGUUCUCUUACUGCAUAGCCAACGGCAGUAUAUCUUUGAAUAUGACUUACUGGAUCGGCUUUCUGCAAUAACCAUGCCCAGUGUAGCUCGCCACACUAUGCAGACUAUCCGUUCUAUUGGCUACUAUCGGAACAUCUAUAAUCCUCCAGAAAGCAAUGCCUCUGUCAUCAUGGAUUACAAUGAAGAAGGACAGCUGUUACAAACUGCUUUCUUGGGCACAAGCCGGAGAGUCUUGUUCAAAUACAGAAGGCAGACCAGGCUUUCUGAAAUUCUGUAUGAUAGCACAAGAGUGAGUUUUACUUAUGAUGAGACAGCAGGAGUUCUAAAAACAGUAAACCUCCAGAGUGAUGGCUUUAUUUGCACCAUUAGAUACAGGCAAAUUGGUCCAUUGAUUGACAGGCAAAUUUUCCGCUUUAGUGAAGAUGGAAUGGUAAAUGCCCGAUUUGACUACAGCUAUGACAAUAGCUUCAGAGUGACUAGCAUGCAAGGUGUUAUCAAUGAAACUCCAUUGCCUAUUGAUCUCUACCAAUUUGAUGACAUAUCUGGAAAAGUUGAGCAGUUUGGAAAAUUUGGGGUUAUUUAUUAUGAUAUUAAUCAGAUAAUUUCAACAGCUGUAAUGACUUACACAAAACACUUUGAUGCUCAUGGUCGCAUAAAGGAAAUUCAGUAUGAAAUAUUCCGUUCACUUAUGUACUGGAUUACAAUUCAGUAUGACAACAUGGGCCGAGUAACUAAAAGAGAAAUUAAAAUAGGCCCAUUUGCUAACACUACCAAGUAUGGUUAUGAAUAUGAUGUUGAUGGCCAGCUACAGACAGUUUACCUUAAUGAGAAAAUAAUGUGGCGCUACAACUACGAUUUGAAUGGCAAUCUCCACUUGUUGAAUCCAAGUAGUAGUGCUCGAUUGACACCACUGCGAUACGAUCUGAGGGAUAGAAUCACUCGACUUGGUGAUGUUCAAUACCGGUUAGAUGAAGAUGGAUUCCUGCGACAGAGGGGCACUGAGAUAUUUGAAUACAGUUCAAAGGGCCUCCUUACUAGAGUUUAUAGCAAAGGCAGUGGAUGGACAGUGAUAUAUCGUUAUGAUGGACUUGGAAGACGUGUUUCCAGUAAAACCAGCCUGGGGCAGCAUCUUCAAUUUUUUUAUGCAGAUCUCACAUAUCCAACAAGAAUAACUCAUGUGUAUAAUCACUCAAGCUCUGAAAUCACUUCUCUCUAUUAUGACUUGCAAGGACAUUUAUUUGCCAUGGAGAUUAGCAGCGGAGAUGAGUUCUACAUCGCCUCAGACAAUACUGGAACCCCCCUGGCUGUUUUCAGUAGUAAUGGUCUAAUGCUGAAGCAGAUUCAAUACACUGCCUAUGGCGAAAUCUAUUUUGAUUCUAACCUUGAUUUCCAGUUGGUGAUAGGAUUCCAUGGGGGUCUUUAUGACCCACUAACCAAACUAAUUCAUUUUGGUCAAAGAGAUUAUGACAUAUUGGCAGGCCGUUGGACUACACCUGAUAUUGAAAUUUGGAAAAAAAUAGGAAAAGAUCCAGCUCCUUUUAAUCUGUACAUGUUUAGAAAUAACAAUCCAGCCAGCAGAAUACAUGAUGUGAAAGAUUAUAUCACAGAUGUUAACAGCUGGCUGGUGACAUUUGGUUUUCAUCUACACAAUGCGAUCCCAGGUUUCCCUGUGCCUAAAUUUGAUUUAACUGAACCCUCCUAUGAACUUGUGAAGAGCCAGCAAUGGGAUGAUGUACCGCCAAUUUCUGGAGUGCAACAAGAAGUGGCAAGGGAAGCAAAGGCUUUCUUAUCCCUGGGAAAGAUGGCAGAAGUCCAGAUCAGCAAGCGCAGACCUGGGAGUGAGAAAUCCUGGUUGUGGUUUGCAACUGUGAAAUCUUUAAUUGGAAAAGGAGUAAUGCUUGCUGUCAAUCAAGGCAAAGUACAGACCAACGUGCUUAACAUUGCAAAUGAGGAUUGUAUCAAAGUGGCAGCUGUUCUGAAUAGUGCAUACUACCUGGAAAACCUGCACUUCACUGUUGAGGGAAAGGAUACGCAUUAUUUCAUUAAAACCACUUCACCCGAGAGUGACCUGGGCACGCUGAGAUUGACGAGUGGCCGGAAGGCACUGGAGAAUGGCAUCAAUGUCACAGUUUCCCAGUCCACUACUGUAGUGAAUGGCAGAACUCGUAGGUUUGCUGAUGUUGAAAUGCAGUACGGUGCACUGGCUCUUCAUGUCCGCUAUGGCAUGACGCUUGAUGAGGAGAAGGCACGGAUAUUAGAACAGGCUAGGCAAAGGGCUCUUUCCAAUGCCUGGGCCAGAGAACAGCAACGAGUGAGAGAUGGGGAGGAAGGGGCCAGGCUAUGGACAGAAGGGGAAAAGAGGCAACUUUUGAGUGCUGGAAAAGUUCAAGGAUAUGAUGGGUACUAUGUACUCUCUGUUGAGCAAUACCCCGAAUUAGCUGACAGUGCUAACAAUAUACAGUUUCUUAGACAAAGUGAGAUUGGAAAGAGGUAACACAUCGGUUGAGCUUGGCCUGCCAAAGAGACGGACCCUGUGCCAGUGUCUUCUAAGAGAGGAGACCAAAUAGUUUGCUGCAUUAUUACUUGAGCCUAAAUAUACAUCUUUGCUCAGAUUUUUCUGUAGCACAAUCUGAAUGGACUCUACAACAAAGAGAGAGCCUUCCAGAAGAAUGAUAAUAUUAAAAAGAAAAACUGGAGUUGUGUUUUUUUUUUCUGAAUGACCUUAAAGGUGAUCUGCUUUAAAGAAUAUGUUUACAUAUGCAUAUCGCUGCACUCAAGUUGGACUGAAAAUACUAAAAAGAAAGAUCUAAAGAGUUUCCAACCGGCUGAGUAUUCCAGUAACUAAGAAAGAAAGCGAUAACAGUGUUUCCAAAUAUUACUAAAUUGUUGACUUUUACUUACAAAAAUUAGUAUUUUUUCCUACUCCUCCUCCUCCUUCUUCCCCUUUCUCCUCCUCUCCUGCUGACUCCCUUUCUCUGCCUAGGAUGUGGUAUAUAAUCUCUGUUCAUGUUAAGCGGGGGACAAGACUCUUUGUGUAUGGACAUCCCAAUGGCUUUAACAGUGCUGCUUUUUGAAAGGACACUGGCACAAGCAAUUUAUUCUACAAUCAAAAUUUGGUAAUGGAUUUUACGGUGAUCAUGGGGUUUACCUUGGGGAAAAUGGCAAAUAGAAUUCUUGUCACAGAAGCAAAGGAAGCUUGAUUUUUUUGUAAAUUAUGUGAGACAAGUUGUUUAUGGAUUUUUAUAUAAAUUACAAUUUACUGUACAUCAAAUAUUAGUCUCAGAGGAGUUAAUUUAUGUAAAGUGUUUAAAAAGUUUAUACUUAAAUAAAAUAAUAAAAAUA
Molecule: messenger RNA, 8945 nt
Organism: Thamnophis elegans (Western terrestrial garter snake)
Lineage: Eukaryota; Metazoa; Chordata; Lepidosauria; Squamata; Natricidae
Gene: TENM3
Product: teneurin transmembrane protein 3
Exons: 27
Coding region: 1-8097 (2698 amino acids)
Biological process (GO): signal transduction; neuron development; heterophilic cell-cell adhesion
Cellular component (GO): membrane; neuron projection
Molecular function (GO): protein heterodimerization activity; protein homodimerization activity; cell adhesion molecule binding
Source: RefSeq, a predicted model, not a curated record